Molecule: messenger RNA, 1703 nt
Organism: Neurospora tetrasperma FGSC 2508
Lineage: Eukaryota; Fungi; Ascomycota; Sordariomycetes; Sordariales; Sordariaceae
Exons: 2
Coding region: 370-1239 (289 amino acids)
Biological process (GO): carbohydrate metabolic process
Molecular function (GO): hydrolase activity, hydrolyzing O-glycosyl compounds
Source: RefSeq, a predicted model, not a curated record
AGAUAUUUCGUUGCCGUUCUCUUCUUACGCAUUCCCCUUUUGGGACUUUUCCACUCUCUCUAACCUGCCUGGUCUGGUAUUUGUUUCCUUUUCGAACUUGCUAUUAUACAUUCCUUUCAACAGUGUUCCUAGUGAGCCAUUACCUUCUCUACACUGCUUGACGUUGUUGUACGAUAUAAAAUACAACAUCACGAUACUUUCGACACUCCUUCAUAGCAAGUCUAUCGAAUCGGAUCUUUUUCACUUUUAACUACUACGACUCCUUCACGACAUCGAACCACUCCAUUAUACAUUCUGGUCAUCACCAGCUUUUGAAACACCAUAACGAACCAUAUCUUGAAGAACGACAACUACAUAACAUCACUCAAAAUGCAUUUCUCAGCUGCCACCGUCACCGCCUCCCUCUUCACCUUCCUUUCCCUCGCCUCGGCUGGUGCCGUUCCCGCCUACCCAGGCUACAAAGUCAUCUGGUCCGACGAGUUCACGGGUGAUGCCGGCGCUACCCCAAGCCGCUCCAAGUGGAACUACGCCCUUGACACCAACACCAACAACGAACUCCAAGCCUACACCACCUCCAACCAGAACGUCCAACUCUCCGGCGGAAACACCGUCCAAUUCGUGCCCCGCAAGGACGCCUCCGGCAAAUGGACUUCAGGCCGUCUCGAAUCCCAAGCCACCUUCACCCCGUCGCCCAACCGCACCACCCUCGUCGAAGCCGCCAUCCGCUUCGGCGACGCCUCCAUCUUCCAAAAGCGUGGUCUCUGGCCUGCCUUCUGGAUGCUCGGCGACGCCAUCCACCACGGCACCCCGUGGCCGCACUGCGGCGAGCUCGACAUCAUGGAGACCGUCAACGGUCUGAUGACGGGCUACGGCACCGUCCACUGCGGCGGCGACGUAGCCCUGGGUGGGCCAUGCAACGAGCCCGUGGGCAUCCCGCAUACCGCGCUGCUGCUGGAUUACGGAUGGCACACGUGGAGCUUGUCGAUUGAUCGCAGCAAUCCCGGCGGCGAUUGGCGGGCGGAGAAGAUCAGUUGGAUGUUGGACGGCCAGGUGUUUGGAACCCUGACGGGCGCGGAGAUCAAUGAUGAGGGUGUGUGGGCGACACUGGCGCGGAGUCCGCUGUUUAUCAUUUUGAACUUGGCGGUUGGGGGUGAUUGGCCGGGCCAGCCGGAUGCGAACACGGCGGAUGGUUAUGGGAAUAUGAUGGAGGUGGAGUAUGUGGCUGUUAUGGAGGCUUAGAAGGCUUUAUUGGACCAUGAUGGACUGCAGCAGAACUCGACUUCUUUGGCAUCUAAGGGAAGUGGGGAUGAGACGUCGUCGUCAUCGUGGAAUGGCGGGCGGAGCUGGAAUCAGACUUCUCCGUCGGACGUCUGGUGCAGAUAACAUUGGCCAUAUCUACUGGCGUGUUGUUGACCAGGCUCGCCAUCAUUGAAGAAGAAGAAGACGAUGAACAUGAAGAAAGAGGAAGGAGGGGAAAACGGUCGCUGGCGCUUUGGAGUUUUUGGGUUUCACAUCACACACUCUUUUUUCCUCACUGCUAGAUACGCAGAGAUGGAUAGAUGGAUGAAGAAAAAUGACGGGUGGAAGUUUGCUCGUUUGGAUGCGUUUUUGCACCCAACAUAUAUUUUAUAUAUCUCACACGUACUUACCUAGCCAUGAUACCUCUUUGUCAUUUACGCACAACUAACACUACUUUUUUUUUG